AUGAUGUUUAUUCUGCCGAAUCUGUCUUUCUACUUACGACCUUCCACGUCUUUCGUUGUUAGCACUUUGCAAUCCACCUCCACACCAUACCCGAUUCUGGCCCUGAUCGGUCCGGCCGGAUCGCUCAAGCAUCAGCUAACCCGGAUGUUGGUUGAGAAAGCCGGAGAUUUUUUCGCUGCACUCAAAUUGCACACAGACAGACCGAGUUGGUGGCAAGCGGUUCGUGAGAGAAAACGAACCGGACAUGAGCGUGACACAAAACGCUUACGAAAAGGUCCCCGGUUGAGCUCCGCUUCGGUGGACAGUGAAAUACUAACGAACUCUCUGAGUACCGGUGCAGUUUUGCCAGAAAGUGAUCAUUUUGAACAUGUUACACCGGACGAAUUUGAUCAGUUGCGAGCGCGUGGAGAAUUUGUUCAAACCGCUCGAAUACAAAACUACCAAUACGGUUUGACAUGGUCUGCGUUGGAAACAGUUGCUCGACAUGGAUUGGCCGGCAUUUUCACCGGAGAAUUGGAAAGUAUGACCAAUUUACGACUAACCAGCCUGCAGCCUCGUUUUAUUCUUUGCCUACCGGAAGAUCGUGUCUUACAUGAAAACCGGUUGCGACCCGGUUUGGUCGAGGAUGCAGUCAAACAACAAAAUGACUAUAUUCAAUGGUGUCUGAAUCGUGCGAGCAAUGUGUAUCCGCAAUUCUACCGAGAAAAUCCGGGCUGGUUUGAUGCUCCGUUGAAUACCACAAACCUGGAGGAGGCUUUCAAUCAGCUGCUAUUGAUUGUUAUGGACUAUUUGGGUAUCAGCCCCGAGGACCUUGCACUCAACAAUCAGACAGAAAUUCCCGUGACAAAUUUGAAAGCAUCGGCAUUGGUCGAUCCCAACACCAAUUCCACCACUACUCGUUCGUCCCAGGUUGGACGUCAUUCACGACAGCCUCAUCAAUCUGCUUGA
This is a messenger RNA of Echinostoma caproni, 948 nucleotides long. Lineage: Eukaryota; Metazoa; Platyhelminthes; Trematoda; Plagiorchiida; Echinostomatidae. The record is from the annotation of a GenBank genome assembly.